Molecule: messenger RNA, 699 nt
Organism: Penicillium diatomitis
Lineage: Eukaryota; Fungi; Ascomycota; Eurotiomycetes; Eurotiales; Aspergillaceae
Exons: 2
Coding region: 1-699 (232 amino acids)
Cellular component (GO): membrane
Source: RefSeq, a predicted model, not a curated record
AUGAUCAUCCUUCAUGUCGCUCUAUUUGCCAUCCUUGGCACUUGUUUGGUCUUCUCGAUCAUCGAGCUAGGUCUCACAGCCUAUGUUGUAUCGUUUUUCAGUGGCACUCAUCAGGAAGAGACCUGGGAUCCUUAUAGUGGCUAUAGCGUGACCGAUGUUCAUUACAGUACUCCAGGCAUAUUGGCAUUCAUGCUGUUCAGCGCUAUUUGGUCAAUCCUCGUAUCUAUCGCCGCUGCUGUUCUGCCCUGGUUCUACACUAGAAAGGGAGUCGCUAGCCGAAGGCUGAACACUAUCUUCGGCGUCUUGUUCAUAGUGACCUUCUUUGUCACCUCUGUGUUUUGGCUGGCCUGUUUCGCCGACAUUGCGGCUCAACUUGGAGGGGGCGUCAGCUUGAGCGAUUACCUGAAUGCUAUGAUCGCAUUUGCAGUUCUUCUGUGGCUUCUGUUCCUUGCUUUAGGCAUCCUUGCCGUUCUCUCAGCGUGUGGUGUUCUUGUCUCAGACUGGCCCGGCUAUCAGUCAAUGAGGCAAGGCGCAGUGACAGAGCAACCCCAUGCCUCGACUGUGCCUGCCACCGCCACUGCUAAUGAGCAGAUGAGUACGGUCCCUACUCCCGCCCCUGUUGCUGUCACCGAGCCGGCGGGUCAUGAUGCUGAGGCUUUGCACCACCAGCCAGGGAUCAUUCCGCCGCAUAAUCUUUAA